This is a messenger RNA of Saprolegnia parasitica CBS 223.65, 471 nucleotides long. RefSeq lists its product as hypothetical. NCBI's taxonomy places the organism in Eukaryota, Oomycota, Saprolegniomycetes, Saprolegniales, Saprolegniaceae. The transcript has 4 exons. The coding region runs from base 1 to 471 and encodes 156 amino acids. The record is from RefSeq and is a predicted model, not a curated record.
AUGCAAACGCCGGCCAUGUACGCGCCCGACAUGAUUGUGGUCCAGUGCGACCUCCUCAUCCAGUCGACGACGCCGAUCGCGCGCAACUGUGUCGAGCUCGAUGCGCACGCGCACGGCGCGCUCGUGUCCUUUCCCGAAGACAACGACGCGUACACGGGCGUGCUCACGCCAUCGAUCGGCGAGCUCCUGCAGCCUUUCCACAUUGCGUCGAACGAACUGCAGCAGUUUUUCACACCGCUGACCCUCGCUGCGCUCACGCAGCACGUUGGCCACGCACUCAACCUCUGCCACGUCAUGCCCGGCAACGUCCAGGCACCUGUCGUCGUGCAGCUCUGCGAGGUGUGGCUCCUCGCGACCAUCGAGAUGCAGUACGCGACAGGCACGCUGCGCCUCCAAGUGUCGUCGGGCGACGCCAACCUCGGCGACACGCUCUUCGAUGCGCUUGUCGACGCCACCUCGAGCGCCCACUAG